CCGGCAGUUCCGGAAGGUUCUGCUGCCAAAGCUCAAGGCCAAGCCCAUCAGGACGGCCAGUGGGAUCGCCGUGGUGGCCGUGAUGUGCAAACCCCACCGGUGUCCCCACAUCAACUUCACCGGGAACAUCUGUGUGUACUGCCCAGGGGGCCCUGACUCUGAUUUUGAAUAUUCCACCCAGUCCUACACAGGAUAUGAGCCAACAUCCAUGAGGGCCAUCCGGGCUCGCUACGAUCCCUUCCUGCAGACCAGGCACAGAGUGGAGCAGCUGAAGCAGCUGGGCCACAGCGUGGACAAAGUGGAAUUCAUCGUCAUGGGCGGAACGUUCAUGGCCUUGCCGGAGGAUUACAGAGAUUAUUUCAUCAGGAACCUGCACGACGCCCUGACGGGCCACACGUCCAGCAGCGUGCCAGAGGCUGUCAGGUACUCGGAGCGGAGCCUGACGAGGUGCGUGGGGAUCACCAUCGAGACGCCGGACUAUUGCCUGCGGCCUCACCUGAGCGCCAUGCGCUACGGCUGCACGCGCCUGGAGAUCGGCGUGCAGAGCGUCUACGAGGACGUGGCCAGGGACACCAACAGGGGCCACACGGUGAAGGCCGUCUGUGAGUCCUUCCACCUGGCCAAGGAUGCUGGCUUCAAGGUCGUGGCCCACAUGAUGCCAGAUUUACCCAACAUGGGGCUGGAAAGAGACAUGGAUCAGUUUUUUGAGUUUUUCGAGAACCCGGCGUUCCGGCCCGACGGGCUGAAGCUGUACCCCACGCUGGUGAUCCGCGGCACGGGGCUCUACGAGCUCUGGAAAACCGGGCGCUACCGGAGUUACCCCCCCAGCACCCUGGUGGACCUGGUGGCCCGGAUCCUGGCCCUGGUGCCGCCCUGGACGCGCGUCUACCGUGUCCAGAGGGAUAUCCCAAUGCCUCUGGUGAGCUCCGGCGUGGAGCACGGCAACCUGAGGGAGCUCGCCCUGGCCAGGAUGAAGGACCUGGGGACACAGUGACGCGACGUGCGGACUCGGGAGGUGGGAAUUCAGGAGAUCCACCACAAAGUGAGGCCCUACCAGGUGGAGCUGAUCCGCCGGGAUUACGUGGCCAACGGGGGCUGGGAGACGUUCCUGUCCUACGAGGACCCGGACCAGGACAUCCUGGUGGGGCUGCUGCGCCUCCGCAAGAGCUCCCCGGAGUCCUUCCGCCCCGAGCUGCGCGGCGGCGUCUCCGUCGUCCGGGAAUUGCACGUCUACGGCAGCGUGGUGCCCGUCAGCAGCCGGGAUCCCUCCAAGUUCCAGCACCAGGGAUUUGGAAUGCUGCUGAUGGAGGAGGCGGAGAGGAUCGCCAGGGAGGAGCACGGGGCUCGGAAAAUCGCCGUGAUUUCAGGUAUUUCUGGGAGCAGCUGUGGCCGCUCCACCCCUGGAAGUGCCCAAGGAAAAUUGGGAACAAUCUGGGAUCGUGUCCUGGGAAUGGGAUGGGAUUGA
Camarhynchus parvulus is the source of this 1465-nucleotide messenger RNA. It is a transcript of the gene ELP3, whose product is annotated as elongator acetyltransferase complex subunit 3. Gene Ontology annotation, biological process: tRNA wobble base 5-methoxycarbonylmethyl-2-thiouridinylation. Gene Ontology annotation, cellular component: elongator holoenzyme complex; cytoplasm; nucleus. Gene Ontology annotation, molecular function: catalytic activity; iron-sulfur cluster binding. NCBI's taxonomy places the organism in Eukaryota, Metazoa, Chordata, Aves, Passeriformes, Thraupidae. The record is from RefSeq and is a predicted model, not a curated record.